Molecule: messenger RNA, 2265 nt
Organism: Schistocerca gregaria
Lineage: Eukaryota; Metazoa; Arthropoda; Insecta; Orthoptera; Acrididae
Exons: 4
Coding region: 605-2029 (474 amino acids)
Molecular function (GO): ubiquitin binding; phosphatidylinositol binding
Source: RefSeq, a predicted model, not a curated record
ACUUUUUCUGCAAUGCACGGCCGGGGUUGUCCCGCGCUCGUUUGACGCCGAGGCGCGCAGAGUUGGCUGGUGGCCGCGCGUGCUUCGCGUGCGAGGACCUUGCUCCACGAGGGGGCCGCACCGCUUUUCUUUUUUUUUUUUUGAGGGAGCGCGCCCGGGGCUGGGUUUGCGAGUGGCAGGCGGGGGCGCGGCGGCGAAGAGGGGGUCGCCUCGGUCGCCGGAGCUCGCGUGCGACGGGCGAAAAGGGGUUGCCGUCAAGAGAGCUGAGCGCACCCUCCGGAGAAAAAAUCAUCAAGUGAGCCAGAUUUGCGUUUUAUCUUGGGUUCUCCGCGGCGGAGCCCGUAUUGAAUUACGGGAGCCGGCAGACGCGUAGAGUGUGGUUCUCAGUCCGGCUGGUCGGAUGGAUCGACUUUGAAGUGCGAUUUCGAGAAGGGAGUGGAUAUGGCACGAGAUAGCUCAUGAAUUUAAGAAACGGGAAUCCCCCGAAGAUUCGCGGAACGGGGGUGGUUCAGUUUUGUUUGGGAACGAAUCUGAGUGUAUUCUACCAGUGACAGUGAUUGAGACACAAGCUCGCAUCGAGGAGUUAACGUGGUUUUUCGGAGCAAUGAAUUCGGCAACGUAUCGUUUCAAGAGCGCGAUUUGCGGGAGCGGCUCGUUCGACGAGAGCCAGUUGAUGGAAGCGUGCGAUAUAUUGAAUCAGACCGAAGUGCCGGACGCAUACGAGCAACUGAUAGACUAUGCGAGGCAUCAGUUGAAGAGCGGAACACACCGUACAAAAAAAUUGACGUUGAUGGGUUUGAGCUUCAUGGCGGAGCACUGCUCUAGGCAGUUUUUGGAGGCACUGGCGAAUCCGGUGCUGAUGAGCGCGAUGAAGCAUUUGGCAGUUAAUCAUUAUUCAAAAAAACACAAGACGUUUACGAGCGAGGUGGGUCUAUUGGCAGCUCAGGCCAUCGAGGAGUGGUCUAGGAGGUGCCCGGGCGAUCCUGGAAGCCCGUCCGCUUUCUCGAAGACGCACGAGCGGCUGUUGAAGAAGGACGUGGUCAUUCCGCCGAAGAAGCUCUCCAGGGGUGAGAGCAGAGCUCGCACCAGCAGAGAAGAGGACGUGAAUUUCCCCAAGGACGUGUCAGAGAGUUUGAAGAGCGCGUCGGACACGAUAGAGCUGGUUCGAUCCGUAAUGAUGCAGGAAAGAAGGGAGUCCGAACCUGCUUUUCAGGAGCUGUUGAAGGGACUGAUGGAGGAGUUGAGGACCGCUAAGAAGAGACUGGCGAGCCAAACUGAAGAACACGUGAAGAAUGAGAUAGCAUUAUUCUUCUUGUUGGAGAGCAUCGAUUCGAUAGACACCAUGAUGGAACAAUGCAAAAAAGCGUCGACGAGCGAAUCUCCUGAAUCAGCAAAAAAUGAGCAAGAAAGCAAGCCCAUCUACAUAAAAGCUAAUAGAAAUUCCGGCCGCCACUCACUAGAUUUCGGACAGCAGGACUAUUAUAUGGCGGAACAAGAUCUGUACGAAAGCCAGCAGCUGAAUCAGGAAUUCGACGAAUAUCCCUCUUUCUACGACGACAACACGUUAGUUUUGAACAACGUACCUUCACCUCUGAGUCCCGCCGCCAUUCUUCCGUCUUCUGUGCACGCUCAAAUUGAAUCUACGUCUCCGUCCGUUUUGUACAGAGCAUAUAACUCUCCGAGCAACAAUUCAAUCUCUUCGCCCCCGAUAAUUCAAAAACAGAACUUACUUCCACCAAACCUACAUUUGCAGCAAAACUUCAUUGACUUUCUACCUUCCCGCCCUUUCUCCGAGCUGCCACCUCGUCAGUCCCCCUGGAAUCCGUUCACUCAGCUGGAAAAUGGGCCUUGUACCACCCAGUCGUCGCUGCUCGACGCCCCCCUCGUCCCCUCCAUCUCCCAGCCCUCCGCCCAGCUCGCGAGGAAUCCCUCCCUCCCCCCGUCAAAAUCCGACGGUCCCAUGCGCUAUCUGUUGAACCGCCCGGCUCUCGAUUGGCCUCGCGAAUGCACGCGCGACAAAUUCAGCUAAAAAAAAAAAGCGGGCCGUGCAGCCCCCUUCCCCCCCCUCUCUAACAAUUGAAACCACCCUCUUGCGAGCGAAGGGACCGUACGAGCUCAGCGACCCCACAAAAGCCCCCUGCAACCGAGCGUGGCACGUAAAAAAAAAAAGAGGGAUGCACCACUCGCUUUUGCUGUACAUACCCCUCUAUACAGGACAGCUAUGUGUGCCUCGUGCGACCCUGUUUUCCUACAAUUUUUUUUUAU